AUGGGGGCCCUCUCUGACAGCUCAGAGCCCGGGGGGCUGCUAACGAUUCCUGCCUCCGACAGACCCACGUCACCGGACCUCGACCCGGCCCGGUUCUGCGCCCGCUUUACGUCAGCCUAUGAGCGCCGCUUCCCCACCUGCCACCUCAUCCCCAUGUUCGUGGGCAGCGACGUGGUGGAGGAGGAGACCAGCGAGGACGGCUCCUCCCACCGGGUGGAGCGCCGCUGUGCGCUGGACGUGGACGCGCCCCGCCUCCUCAAAAGGAUCGCGGGCGUGGACUACGUCUACUUCAGCCAGAAGAACACGCUGAACCGGAGGGACCGCACGCUGCACAUCGAGUCCCACAACGAGACCUUCUCCAACCGGGUCAUCAUCCACGAGACCUGCUGCUACUCGGUCCACCCGGAGAACGAGGACUGGACCUGCUUCGAGCAGACCGCCAGCCUGGACAUCAAGUCCUUCUUUGGUUUUGAAAGCACUGUGGAGAAGAUCGCCAUGAAGCAGUACGCCGGCAGCAUCAAGAAGGGAAAAGAGAUCAUCGAGUUCUACCUGAAGCAGCUGGAGGACGAGGGCAUCACCAGCGUUCCCCGCUGGACCUCCUCCUCCGACUGCCCGGCCCUCUCCAGGCCCACCAGCCUGGCCACCGGCCCCCCCGCCCCCCCCACACAGACCAGCACGCUCGCCGUUUCCGUCCCGCAGGCCGCCGACGCCAAAGAUGGCGGCUGCCAGGAAGCCAAGCAGGACGGCAGCUCGCAGCCGGCCGAAAACGCCAACGACAGCCUGGCUGGAACCCCAGAAGACAAGCUGGAUGCGGAUUACAUCAAACGCUACCUGGGCGACCUGACCCCCCUUCAGGAGAGCUGUCUGAUCAGGCUCCGCAAAUGGCUCCAGGAGACGCACAAAGGAAAGAUCCCCAAAGACGAGCACAUCCUUCGCUUCCUGAGGGCCAGAGACUUCAACAUUGACCGGGCCCGCGAGAUCCUGUGCCAGUCUCUGACCUGGAGGAAGCAGCACCAGGUGGACUACCUGCUGGAGACCUGGAACUCCCCACAGGUCCUGCAGGACUUCUACACGGGGGGCUGGCACCACCACGACAGAGACGGGCGUCCUUUGUACAUCCUGAGGCUGGGCCAGAUGGACACCAAAGGCCUGGUGCGCGCUCUGGGAGAGGAGUCUCUGCUCAGACAUGUGCUGUCCAUCAACGAGGAGGGCCUGAGGCGCUGUGAGGAGAACACCAAGGUGUUCGGGCGCCCCAUCAGCUGCUGGACCUGCCUGGUGGACCUGGAGGGGCUGAACAUGCGCCACCUGUGGCGACCGGGGGUCAAAGCGCUGCUCAGGAUCAUCGAGGUGGUGGAGGCCAACUACCCGGAGACUCUGGGCCGGCUGCUCAUCCUGAGAGCUCCGAGGGUCUUCCCCGUCCUCUGGACUCUGGUGAGUCCAUUUAUCGAUGAAAACACCAGGAAGAAGUUCCUGAUCUAUGCUGGCAAUGACUACCAGGGCCCGGGGGGCCUCGUGGACUACAUAGACAAGGAGAUCAUCCCUGACUUCCUGGGAGGAGAGUGUUUGUGUGAGGUUCCAGAGGGCGGCCUGGUGCCCAAAUCAAUGUACCGCACCAGCGAGGAGCUGGACAAUGAGGACGUCCGUCUGUGGACCGAGACCAUCUACCAGAGCGCCAGCAUCUUCAAAGGAGCUCCCCACGAGCUGGUGAUUGAGAUCAUCGACGCGGCCUCGGUGGUCACCUGGGACUUCGACGUGUGCAAAGGCGACAUCGUUUUCAACAUCUACCACUCCAAGCGCGCCCCCCAGCCCCCGCGCAAAGACCCCCUGGGGGCGCACGGCAUCAGCUCCCCGGGGGUCAACAACGUCCAGCUCAUCGACAAGUCCUGGACCCUGGGUCAGGACUACAGCAGGGUGGAGUCCCCCCUCACCUGCAAGGAGGGCGAGAGCGUGCAGGGCUCCCACAUAACGCGCUGGCCGGGCUUCUACAUCCUCCAGUGGAAGUUCCACAGCAUGCCGGCCUGCUCGGCCACCAACCUGCCGCGGGUGGACGACGUGCUGGCCACCCUGCAGGUGUCCUCGCACAAGUGCAAAGUCAUGUUCUACACCGAGGUGCUGGGGUCCGAGGACUUCAGGUCGGUACCCAGAGGCCCAUUCCCCAAUCUCUGA
Messenger RNA from Menidia menidia (Atlantic silverside), 2166 nucleotides. NCBI's taxonomy places the organism in Eukaryota, Metazoa, Chordata, Actinopteri, Atheriniformes, Atherinopsidae. The record is from the annotation of a GenBank genome assembly.